This is a messenger RNA of Aspergillus pseudonomiae, 876 nucleotides long. RefSeq names its product methyltransferase tpcH (gene tpcH). The transcript is spliced from 4 exons. NCBI's taxonomy places the organism in Eukaryota, Fungi, Ascomycota, Eurotiomycetes, Eurotiales, Aspergillaceae. Bases 1 to 876 code for a protein of 291 amino acids. The record is from RefSeq and is a predicted model, not a curated record.
AUGCAUGAAGCUCUGACCAUAGAUCCGCCCGCUUCGCAGAAUGUUCAUGACAGCCGCUUUGCCGCCCUGUACGAAUUAGGCGGCGGGAUUACAGAGCUCUUUGCGAAAGAGCUGAUAUUGCAGUCAGGCUUGGCCCUGUCCAGUCAGGAGCCUUUAGUGAUUCUUGACAAUGCUUGUGGCACGGGGGCCGUUUCAAGUGUCCUUCAUCGUACCAUUGGCAGCGACAAGAAAGGUAACUGGCAGUUGACCUGUGGCGAUAGGUCAGACAGUAUGCUUUAUUAUACUAGACAGAAGAUGCUACAGGAAGAAUGGCAUAAUACCGAAGUGAAGAUCGUGAAUGCACAAGACACUCGUCUACCAAGUGCACAUUACACUCAUGUGUUUACAGCCUUUGCUUUCAAUCUCUUUCCGGACGAUAUUUCUGCUAUGAAAGAAUGCGUCAGAAUACUUCAGCCUCGUGGCAUCCUGGCAGUUUCCACGUGGAAGAGCACCAUCUGGGUUUGCACGCUUACUGCUGCCAUGGCCAGCUUACCCGGAAAUCUUCCAGCUCCGUCGGAGAAAGAGAUUAAUGGACUAUACAACCUUGGCUGGGACGAGGAGUCUUCUGUGCAAACUAGGUUCGAGCAAGCCGGGCUUAGUAACAUCCAAGUCAGAACGGUGAGAAAGGAACGCUUAUUCCCUAUGGGCCAGUUUGUUGAAAGUUGCACCGUCCUUAUUCCCAUGAUCGUCAACACUUUCUGGACGCAGGAUCAGCGACGCCAGCAUGUGUCCGAGUUGCCACUGGCAAUUCGUCGCUACGCCGAAGGAAAAUUCGGAAUGGAUGGAUUGGCUUCCCUCGAAGCUGAAGCUAUCAUUGCAACAGGCCGUAAAUCUUGA